AUGGAGGAAUUACUGAGAAGGUUGCCAGGGCUCCGAAAGCUAAAGAUCAAUCUUCAGAAUACCUGCGAGUUCCCAAAACUGAGUAUCCGGAGUCAUCUUGAAGCAGUGACCAUAUCCCCCAAUUUCAACAAACUUUACAAGAUUGUAAAGUACGAGUUUCGAGCUUUUGAUUUUCCCAGCAGUCUCAGGAAAUUGACAUUGGAUGGUUUGCAAGUGAAAUGGAGUCUCAUUUCUGUAAUAGGACAGUUGCCUAAUCUGGAAGUCCUUAAAUUAAACUGA
Molecule: messenger RNA, 279 nt
Organism: Oldenlandia corymbosa var. corymbosa
Lineage: Eukaryota; Viridiplantae; Streptophyta; Magnoliopsida; Gentianales; Rubiaceae
Source: the annotation of a GenBank genome assembly